Tarenaya hassleriana is the source of this 1675-nucleotide messenger RNA. Its product is annotated as tRNA pseudouridine synthase A. The transcript has 10 exons. The record is from RefSeq and is a predicted model, not a curated record. Gene Ontology annotation, molecular function: pseudouridine synthase activity; RNA binding. Gene Ontology annotation, biological process: tRNA pseudouridine synthesis. Bases 255 to 1361 code for a protein of 368 amino acids. Lineage: Eukaryota; Viridiplantae; Streptophyta; Magnoliopsida; Brassicales; Cleomaceae.
UCAAUACGAGAAUAGAUCAAUUUCAACAUUGAUGGCAUCGAUUACAUCGGCAUCUAAUCUUAGAACUAGUCUAGAUUUAAUCAUCAAGGAUAUGGAAUGAUGGGGUAGAAAUAUAAUUACCAAAAACUUUAUCCAAACACGAUCCAAGACAACGCGAAACCUGUAUCCAAACACCUCCUAAUCCUUAAACCCUGUCGGAGAAAAAACAGAGAAAGUGAUCCGAAGCUGUUUGGGUUGGGAGCAAAUCGGAGGGAAUGUCCGAUAAUCUCAAGCACCAUCUCGAUCCUACAACCGAGCAGGAGUCUAUCGAGAGGCUCUCGAAGAUCGCGAGAAUCGAGGACUUUAGUGACGAAGAAGCAGCUGAGGAACGAGAGCAGCAAGAAUCCGGUGUCUCAGAGCAAUCUAUGAACCCAAACCCUAGAUUGCAGCGUUACCUGGUCGCCAUUGAAUAUAUCGGCACGCGAUUUUCUGGAUCCCAACAGCAGGCGAAUUGCCGUACCGUCGUUGGUGCUCUCCAGGAGGCAUUUCAUAAGUUUAUCGGGCAGCCGGUUUCAAUCUUCUGCUCGAGCCGAACUGACGCUGGUGUGCAUGCGCUAUCAAAUGUUUGCCAUGUAGAUGUGGAACGCAUCAGUAAACGGAAGCCAGGAGAAGUGUUACCUCCUCAUGAGCCUGGUGUAGUCAAGAGAGCUGUGAAUCAUUUUUUACAGAAAAAUGAUGAUGAUGUUAUGGUGAUUGAUGUUCGAUGUGUCCCAAGUAAUUUUCAUGCCAGAUUCAAAGCUCAGGAGCGCACAUAUUUCUAUCGCUUGCUAUCCGGGCCAGAUCCAUUAUCAAUCUUUGAGAAAGAACGGGCUUGGCAUGUUCCUGAGAAGCUAGAUCUCGGCUCUAUGCAGGAAGCAUGCAGAAUUCUCAUUGGACAUCAUGAUUUUAGCUCCUUCAGGGCAGCUGGUUGCCAGGCAAAAUCACCUGUUAGAACUUUAGACGAACUCAAUGUUACCGAGGUACCAUCAACUCCAUACUUUCCAUCAAUCAUGGAAAGGGCGCAUGGUAACCUUAACAGUGGACAUCCUUCCGCAUGUUUCAGUCAGCCUGAUACUGAGACAGUUGGAGUGGCAGAAUCUACUAAUGGAGAUGCUUUUGGGGUAAGGAGACGACACCGCUGCUAUGUGAUAACAGCACGUGCCCGCGCUUUUCUAUACCACCAGGUUCGGCUUCUUGUAGGAGUCCUCAAAUGUGUAGGCACCGGAGAAGUGACAAUCUCAGAUGUUGAGCGGAUCUUGGAAGCGAAGACAGUAACAGCAGCAAAACCCAUGGCUCCGGCUUGCGGUUUGUAUCUUGCGCACGUCAAAUAUGAAUUACCGUAGUAACUCCCCAUCUCCAUCAUUUUUUGACACCAAUUGUUUGGAAUGUCUUUCUGCCCCCAAGCAAAGCAUUUCGUAAAGAAGACUUAUGUUGCACAAUUUUUUUUUCUCUUGGGGAGAAUUUGAUAAUGUUCUGGUUAAUACGGAUGGGACGUGUACUCACCUCUUUGGUUUUCUCCGAUUAGCUCUCGGCUUUAUGAGGAUCGGGGACUCGAGCUUACUCGGAGGCAUGCUUUGUCAUGACAGUGCCCCUCGUGUUCAUGCUUGUCACCUCACGCCCGCACAGUUUUAACAAACGAAAUUUGAAUCCGAAUCAA